Molecule: messenger RNA, 8818 nt
Organism: Spirometra erinaceieuropaei
Lineage: Eukaryota; Metazoa; Platyhelminthes; Cestoda; Diphyllobothriidea; Diphyllobothriidae
Source: the annotation of a GenBank genome assembly
AUGGCCCUCGCAGCCUGGUAUGCGCUGGCAGUUCCAUGACACCUGGUUCCUUGUAGGCAGAUGCGCUUGCGCUCCCGCUAUGGUAACAGGUGGUGGGCAUGGCUGCCCAAUUAUCCUCGUUGCUCUGGCACCUGUUUGGGCGUUGUUGUUGUUGCUGUUGUUGUUGCUGCUGCUGCUGUUGUUGUUGUUGGUUUUGGUGAAAAAUCCUGGUCAAGUGUACGUUGCGGACCGGGUCGUGGUAGCACGCACCGCAAAAGCUUAUUGGGCAUCGGAGACGAGGUAAUUCUGCUCAAGGAACCGCAUCAACGUUUUCUCAAUGAUUUUCUCCAUGAUUUUGCAACAGAUGGCGCUAAGACUAACUGGCCUGUAGUUAUUCACAAACGCACGACUUCCACCCUUAAAAGGCGGAAUGAUGGUGGUGGACUUCCAAUCGGAGGGUAGACACCCAGUAGCAAAUGACGUUUUAAAGAGCAAGGCUAACGGUUUGGACACUUCGGGAUGCUAACUCCUUCAGCAGCUUGGGCUGGAUUGCCUCAGGGCCUGGGGAGGUCGAUUCCUUCAGGUUUAGCAAUUAGGUCAGUCUAGGUCUGUAUAUUUUAAGAGCAAUAGGCAAUGCCUUUGAAAACCCUAUUGUAAACGGUACAUGCAAUAUUUCACUUUAAAUAACAUGGUACUGAAAUGGUGUCAGUAAUAUAUACAUUUAGCAUAAUAUUUUCGUGGGAAUGUAGAACCAGAACUUGAGAAAAUUCAGUUGUAGAUGAUUUCAGUAAAAUGUAAUGACAGUCAUCCCCAUUAGCGGUAUGAGUAUGCAAGGCGUUGGUUUAGCACCACAGAGCUGUUCUGUCCAGACAAGCGAUAGUGUCCAAGCAAAUAUGCAUCGAGUCUUUGCUUGAACGUCUCUGUGGUAUCCGCCAUUAUUACGUCCUCGGGGAGCCCGUUCCAGGCACCGACGACUCGCUGUGAAAAACAGUAUUUGCGAACGUCCAGGCGGCAUCGGGAUCCUCUAAGUUUUAGAGAGUUCCCACGCAGGUUUAUUGUUGUGGCCAGGGCGAAGAAAUCGUCAGGGUUUAGGGCACAUUCCCGGUUCCUCAAUAUCCGAUAGGCCUGUAUGAGAUCUCCUCGAACCUGCCUGUACUCAAGAGGAAAAAGUUUAAGUUCCCUAAGUCGGCAGUUGUAAGGUAAAGUCCUGAGGCCUUUUACAAUUUUUGUUGCUCUCCUCUGAACUCUUUCUAGCAAAUUAUUGUCUAUUUUUAGCCACGGGUGCCACGCUUGGAUUCCAUAUUCCAGAUGCGAGCGAACGAACGCUCCGUAAACUUUUCGAAAUAACUCUUCGUCUAUGUCCACGACAGAUCGUUUAAUAGCAAAGAGAACACUAGUUGCCUUUUUGGACGCCCUAACACACUGAGAUGAAGGCUUAAGGGUCGACAGAAUGUUAAUCCAAAGAUCUUUUUGUUCGGUUACAUUUGAAAGGCACCUUCCACCAAGUUGGUAAUGGUGAUCCUCUCCGUCAGAUCUUCCAGUCGUUUUGAGUCGCAGCGCGACGCACUUCUCUAGGUUAAACUUUAGCAGCCAUUUGUCAGACCAUUCGCAUAGGCGGUUCAGUCCUUCUUGCAGGGCCCGUUCAUCAUGUUCGCCGUUGAUCGCUCGCCAUAACUUGAUGUCAUCAGCAAACAUGACUCCAUUGCAGUCCAGUCCAUUCAUACAGUCGUUGACAUAAAUUAAAAAUAGUACUGGUCCGAGUACAGAGCCCUGGGGAACUGCACUCACGACUGGCACUGGCGAUGACUUCGCACUACCAAUACACACAGACUGUGAUCGAACAGUCAGAAAGUCCUUUACCCAGUUUAAUAGGUUUCCCGUUAUCCCUGACUCUCGGACCUUGUAAAGUAACCGGUGGUGUGGAACACUAUCAAAGGCUUUCUUGAAAUCUAUGUAAACGAUAUCGACCUUUGUUCCUGCGUCUAACGAGUGAGACCAUUGUUCCGUUGAAUAAAGCAUAUUAGUUAGGCAGGAGUGAUUGCGUCGAAAGCCAUGCUGAGAAUUAGCAAAGAAAUUAUUUUCUUCAAGGAACUUAAUUAUGGAUUUUUUGACUAUUCUCUCCAUGACUUUGCAACAAAUGCAUGUUAGACUCACCGGCCGAUAAUUGUUUGUACUUGUUCUGGAUCCACCCUCGUGAAUGGGGUAUAUGUUCGCCACUUUCCUAUCAGAGGGGAGAAUGCCUCGGUCAAAGGACGACCUAAAGAUGUGCCAAAGCGGUUUGGCGAGUUCGCAAGUAAACUCCUUCAGCACUUUUGCCGGAAUUUAGUCUGGGACCGGAGACUUGGCCUCCUUAAGCGCUAGAAGUUCCUUCCUCACAUCUUCUUCCGUGAAGUCGAUGCUUUCUAUUAUUUCGUCGGUUGUCCCAGCAGGAGAUCCAGCCUCGUCAAAGUCCGUUUCAUCGGUGAAAACCGAUACGAAAAACCGGCUUAGAUUUUCUGCCUUAGCGUCAUUUUCGAUGAUAUCCUCAUUGUUUUCUCCUUUAAACACUGCGACCGUCUCCUUGUUCUUUAACCUACUGUUUAUGUAGCUGAAGGGCACUUUUGGCUUAUCGACGGCCCGUUCCAUAACUCGCAUUUCAUACUCCUUCCGCGACCUGCGGAUAGCCCCCCUUACCUCGUUUCGCUUUCGACGAAAUUGCUCGUAAUGGGAUGGUUGUUUUGUUGUUGCAUACCUUCUCCAUAGUUUGUUUUUUCGGUUUACUUCUUUCUUUAUAUCCCGCGUUAUCCAGGCAGGAAGAUUAUUCUUUUUGACUCUCUUUGUCGGACAGUUUCGAUGCACGAUGUCUGUUACAACUCCUUUGAGAGUGUUCCAAUCAACGUCUGGAUGUCCGGAAAGAAAGUAAUCCCAGUCCACUGCCGAUAAUUCCCUUCUCAUGGCGGCAAAAUCUCCUCGCCAGAAAUUCAGUCUAGGCUCAGUCGUAUUCGCUUGUUGGCUGCAUAGGCGGUAUUCCCAAAACAGCAUGACAUGGUCACUCUUACCGAGCGGUGUUAUGGACCUAAGUUCGCCAGGGCUAAUCGGGUCUUUUGUAAGGACGAUCGACUGCUUCCGUGAAGACUGUUUCGAUGGUUGGCGUUUAUUCGUAUUCACCAGGGGGUGGGAAAAAAUCGAUUUCACUCAUCACGACGAACCGGAAGAACUGAGAGAGAUGUUCAGCUUUAUCCUUGUAAUUUGAGAUUUCCGCACCCUUGACCUUUUGCGGCAGUGGAAUGGGAUCUUUUGCUCCGCGUGCUCUGCCUAAAGGGCUUUAGGAUUAACCAUGCGGCACGGCUCAAAAGAUCUUUUUCGAAGACUUGCGGAACUCUGGCGAUGAGAAUUUUGACCCACUUUCCCUGUAAUUUAUCAGUGUUUAGGGAUUCAGGCGUCCGGCCAAUGGAGAUCUUCUUGGUAACUUCCUUUUCUUGAGGACAGAGCCAACCACCGGGGUCUAUUCGAUGGUCUUAUGUGCCUAAUUGAGUAGUGUUUGGAGAUGAGGCUGCGGACUACCUCUUUCAACUGACUCCAAAUUUCUUCGAUGUUGCCGAAGAGUGUGGAUUCCCAGUCGAUAGGACGAAGAUCCUUUUUCAUCUGUUCGAAAUCGUCGUACCGAAUAUUGGGUCAGGAAUCGAGCGGUUGCCCACGCAAGGGGGAAUAAGGCGUAUUCCCACAUGAGAACCACAUGGUCACCCUAACCUAAUGGGGGGACGACAAUUCGCAACGUUGAUGUUAUCAGACGACUUGAUGAACACAAGGUCAAGGCAGCUCAUUUGCUGGCUCUCAAGAUUUCUCGUCGGAAACAUCACGUGUUGGAUGAGAAGCAGAUUGCCAGUGGUACGCAGAUGUUGCUGAUCAAAUGCUGUUUCAGGGCAGUCGUCGGAAGCCGAACUACGGUCGAUAUGAGGAGCAUUAAAGUUCCCAACGAUGAGAAUGUUCAGCCGCGUAAAAAAUAAUUUGAGCUCAUCCAGCAGUUGAGCAUCAGCUUCAGACUCACUUUUUGGGGGAUGAUAUACUGUCAAGCUAUAGAGGUUUUGAGAGCCCGAUGCCCUUAUGGUCAGCCAUAAUGCGUCCGUACUACAAGUCAGCUUAACAGUAUUUCUGGAACGUACAAGCCAUCCUUAACAAAUGUUGCUAUGCCUCCACCCGUUAUGUUUUCUAUCUCUCUGUAGAACAGUUGAAAUCUAGGAAGCUCCCUAUCAUCAAACUGUUCGGCCAGCCAUGUCUCUGUUAUGGAGAUAACGUCUGGGUGGAGGUCACAGAUAUGGAUUCGGAGUUCAUCCAGUUUUGAAAGUACACUUUGCGCGUUAGUAUGCAUGAAUAUGGGUUUCGAGUUCAUGCGAGAUUUGUUUUCAACCCCAACACAGGCUACUGGGGUGUCUGUGCGGCCAUUUGAAUCGGCUUGAUCUAGAAGGGAGCAGAAUGUCGUUUUACUAUCCGGUUUUGUAGAUUACCAAGUUCUGUUCUCUGUCGGUUCGCCGUGUUCUCAAUUCUAGGAUAAGUUCGCAGCGUUUCAUUCUAUCGCAGACGACUAGUCUGACUGAAAAAACAAUCCUUUUUUGAAUGCUUCAGUCGAAAACGCAUGGAUAGGAUUAGUUUCGCCUGCUCAUUUGCAGACUUGGACGAUUUUUAGGCGUCGCAGUCGAGUCUGUGGCGUGGCAUUUGUGUGGCUACCCAGAGGAAGCGCCUUUAGGAUAGUUAUGUCUUCCGAUGGCUGCGGCAUUUCAUUAAGGCGUUUCUGGAAUCGCUCUCAGUCCGCAGAGACGCGUUCCCUGGGAGUACUGGAGGGGAUCCAGACAGGCCCUGAAUGAUGAUGUAGUGGUCCUUGUUAAGCAUUUCUUUGUUUUCUGUAGUUUGGACGUUGUCGGCUGGUACUUUGGCCUCGUCGAGAUGGACUGGCAAGAAGGAUGGGGCUGCGACACUGGUGCAUUUGUCCCUGUGCAGUUCGCCUGCGGUCCUUGCUGAGGCAUCAUGAACGGUUGCGCACUGUGGUCGAUCAACAAUGCCUCCCCUUAUAGGGCUCUGUGAAUAAGUUGUCCCCCUGAAUAAGAGGCUUCCUCAGCUCGGACCUUAACUCUGUUGACGCGGGAAUUCGUAAUGGCAGUUAAUUCUACCCUGGGUCCACGCCCAUGUUUCUUUGCGCUAGCUGGCAUCCUCUUUAAUUUAGGCUCCGGAAAAGGGCAUGCUCUCUCUGGAUUAUUGAGGUCGGGCGUCAUCUGGCCCAUUCUUUCCACUUCCUUUGUUUGUACGUGCGACUGCUUUUCGGGCAAGACUGAUAUACUCCCUUUCGCAUCCUGUCGACUUUUCAUCGUGGUUUCAAGUGUCGUCUUCUUUUUAUUCUUUUUUUCUUCGAAAGCCGCUACUUGACUACUGUUAGCAAAUGUCUUAUACACCGCAUGAUUCCCUCCUGGGGAUUGCUUACACGGAAUGACCCUGGCUCUUCUCCGGGUUGACCUUUGCGUAAAUACAACUGGGCGGUCUUCAGAAGAAAGAGUCUUGCGUAUAAGCGCCUUCAGAUUUUCAACAUCUUCCUCUGGUUAUGGUAGGUUAUCGUUUGACAACCAUUACAGGAAUAUCCUACGUAACUCUGCUGUGACGAAGUAGCAAAGCUUUUAGAACGGUUCUUCGAGCCUGUCUGCGGCGCAGGGGUUAGCGAAAUAGGCUCUCUUUCUUGAGGUCCCCGGAUCAAACCCGAAGUGCGCGUUACGUUGGAAUACGAGAGCAAACUCAAACAUUAUGGGCUUCUUUUCUAUAUCCCCAAGAAUAAACCUCCCUGCAAAGAAUUGUGCCUUGAGUAUAGCAUUCUUUCGGUAGAAAGUAACUACACAAGCUGCAGAUAAUAGUCUUUUCAAGAAGCAUCCAAAAGCAGAAAUUUAAACAAAUACUUUGAGUACGAUUAUGCAAACAAUGACUACUUUUAGAAGAGCAAUUCAGCAUUUAUAGAAGCUUUAGAUGUAUUGUCCGUCAAAUAAUCCGUCCUUCUGGGUUUGCAAAUAGUAGAAACGAGGAUGCAAAAUCGGAGCUCUGCCAAUGUAGUGCAGGAGACUCGUUGGGAAGAAGAUAUUGAUGAGUCAAAUUUAAUUCUUAAUUUCCGUUGGCUCUAAGAGCUUUUAGUGAGUCGAAAUCUUGAAAUGAAUUUCUCCGGAGUCGAAAAUUUGAAACCGCAUCGAAAGAAAGAUUUAAUAACAAAAUAAUAAAAAUCGAUAGUCGAUGCAUUUCGUCCCCAGCAGUCGAGAAGGGCAGACGUUCUGAUAUAUAAAUACAACAGGGAACAUACAGAAAGAGAAAGCGCUCAGGGAAAAACAUAGAUUAUUAAAUUCGUAGUCUAUAGCUCUCUACGCGUACCGUACAGGUGGCGGACAUCAGUGGCCAGUACUAAAAUAUAAUUUUAAGGGUUCAUUCGUGUACAGGAUUACACGAAUCUAACUACAACAAAUGGCCAGUCAACUCGGCAGAUGUUCAGGAAUUAGAGCUAGUUUAAGACAAAAUGCAACCAGCCGAUAAAACAAGGCUAAAAGUUGGAAAUUAAAUAUGUGCUCUGAAGUUCUCCAAAUCUUUAGCACAGAUGAUAUUGACGAUGAUCUUGCUGGACUGCUUUAUAAUUCUACCUCUGAUGCUUACCUGAGCUUCAAAGUUGUAAUACAAACAAGCUAGAGAUAAACACACGGAGCAGCAUUUUUAAACACGUUUCACAUGCAAAAGUCAUAAAUGGCAGAAGUUAAAAAAACUGGAGAGGUCGUUGAUUCUUAAUUUUCCCCCUAAAACAACGGCACCUCUGUAAAAUCGAUUGGCAGGUACCAAAUCUCCCCGAAGAAAUUGUGUAGUGGAAGGUUAGUUGAUGCUCCAUCUGAAUCAACUAAAUAACACUAUGGCGUAAUCAUCACUGACCAAGGAAGUCAGUAUGAUGUUCAAAAUCUUUAAAGCAACUCAGUUUGUCACCGCUUGUUUGCCACAAACAAAAAGAGGACAACCAAAUGCUAUUUGCCUUCAUUAUGUUUAAAUGAGUUGUUAUUGGAAAUACAAGGCGUGGUCAAGAAUGAAGUGGAAAUGGCUUCCGAACUACAACACUUUCAGAAUUGUAAAGAGUUUUGGUGCAAUUUUACUACUCCUCCAUAUGAUGACAGGCGUGAAAAUAGAUCAUAAACCACUUUGCGCCAAUUAACCCGGAAGUAUUGGUCCGCCAACAUGCAAUGAAGGCUAGAUGCACACAAAGUAAUAAGUUAUUGAUCACACUGCCAAAAAGCUUAUUGCUGAAUUAUAACUGAAUUAGUUGCAGGACGUCAAGCCGGUUUUAUGAAACAGACGUCUGGGCUGAUUUUCUCCCACUGCACCCCAUGAAGAGAGGCGUUCGAGUUACGCUCGGCCAUCAUUCUCAGCUCGGCACUUACUACUUUUUAUAAAUGCCAAUUGUCUUCUCAUCGUUAUGAAGUUGUUGUCGCAGAAGACUUUUACAAAUGUAAUUACUUACCGCCAACCGUUUGAAUGCAUAUGAGCGUUUUCGACCAGCGAGUGAAUUCAUUUCGUGAAUUAUGGCAUUAUGCUCUGUUUGGUCUAUUAUUCUCUCGGGAUGGGAAAAUUUGACAUGAACUGUCGUUCACAACUAGAGCCUGGAUCAUGUUUCUGUCAUAGGUGGCUAUUGUGCCACUGGCAUUCGUUCUUACGGAUUACUCCUCGAUUGACUGAAUUAUAAUCGCGUGAUGUGAGACGACCAGCAUGCCUGUUUUAACAUGACCAAAAACUCACUGCGAGAAACGCCUAGAAUUUACCGCACACGGUACACUUUGAGGAUAUAAGAAGAUCAGUCAGAAAGCGAAUGGCUAAUCCCUAAUCGGUAGUGAGGGCGAAUUACACCAACUCCUCGGCCGUGUAUUAAGCGAGGGACCUCGACCACAACUUUACGAGGUUAAAAUUAGCGCACAAGGUGACCAACACGGGGAUGGGGAGCUUCUUGACCCCUAGUCCUCUGCCCACAGUCCCCCGACAAUCGCGGCGGUACCCUUUCCCUUAUUCAAUACUGGUUUUUGAUUCGAGCAGUGCAAUUGUUUACGUGCCGAACGCUCAAGCGAGCGUUCCCUUGACUGGCUGCUCCCACUGCUAAGUCCCUGUGAUAAUCACCGAAUCCGAACGUUUCAUGACUACUUGUCCUAAGUGCUUUCACUGCCCUUCAUUUAAUGCUUAAUGUUCCACCAGACAAAAUUGGCCACCAUUUCCGGUCAGUGAGCAAAGUUCCUGGAGUAAUUUGAAAAUUUCGCUGAGGGACCAAAAUGACAGAAUUUUUAAUGAUGUCAUUAUGUCAUAUGCAAGCCCGCGUUAUGUUGAAAUUCUGAGAGUUGUUCGACUGCGGGUUUGACGUUUUUGGCCAUGUCUGCAGUAGUAAGUCGGAGAUGAAUGGACAGCCAGCGAACGCGGACCACUGCGUCAGCAAGCCGCUAGGAAACCUUAUAUGACUGGUGGGCGCAAAAAAAUAAAUAGGUUCGCUUUCCGCCCACUUGUCUGUAAGAGUUCGACCAGUUUGGAAAUGAGCCUGCUUAAAUAGAAUGACCCCCGCUAUGUUUUCCGAGCGCUACUGGAGGCGAAAAUAGCAUAUAGGUCUUGCUUGGAGCAAAAGUGUGCGCUCUGCUUAAACCCGCGUCGUUGACGACUACAGCAGCAGCAGCAGCAGCAGCAGCAGCAGCAGCAGCAGCAGCAGCAGCAGCAGCAGCAGCAGCAGCAGCAGCAGCAGCAGCAGCAGCAGCAGCAGCAGCAGCAGCAGCAGCAGCAGCAGCAGCAGCAGCAGCAGCAGCAGCAGCAGCAGCAGCAGCAGCAAUAA